AAAAUCGCAUAGUGAAGACACAACUUGUAAAUAGAGAAAUUCUGUAUUGUGUCGGUUUCAUAAAAGCAGCUAACAAGUUUUAAUGUUUUAAGAAGAUAUUGUUUCGAGUAUGUGAGUGAAAGUAGCGUCAGUCGCACGCAUUCCAUUAAUGUACCAAAAUUUAAUAGAUGUGAUUGUGAAACUGUGGGAUAUUUCUACAAUAAUUUUUGCAGUUCAAGUACAUAGUCGAAGGAAUUUCAUUGUAGACGCGUGGGCUUAUCAAUUUGAUAAUGAUUCUCGGCAACAUUUCUAAUAAUAAUUUCCAGUGAUGAUAGCAAAUGAAAUAAUUCUGCGUGGAUUAAGUGAACGAUAAAGGCGAAAAUGAUGUAAAAGUACCAAAAAGAAAAUAAUCUACUGACUGACACAGGUGCACCGAUUUGUUUGUACGAAAAUCCGUAGUAAACGGCUCCUUGGCAAGACACCACACGAACAAACGGAUGAGUAGAAAGUGUAUAACGAGGUGAUUAACUCGUUUUAUUUGUUUUAAAAAUUUGAUGGGUUGGUAAAUUUUGCAAGAAUAAAAUUUCCGCGAUUCGCUGACGUCACAGUAGGUUUGCCUGGUAGACAGAGACGCGCGUACGCGGGCGACGCGAGUGCGAGAGCGACAGGCGAGAGGACGUGUCACGUUGGAGUUGACGUUUAAAAUUCCGACGAGACAACCACUGCAACGCGCAGCCCCUGUGCAGCGGCCGGCGAGGCAAUAUGGAGCAAAAUUGGUGUGCGAAGUGUCGAAUGGGCUCGGUUUUGUAGAAAUUGUAAAUGUUUGAUGUUGUAGGUGGUGAGCGGUGCGAGGCCCUCCGGUACCAUGGGGAAGCUACUGUCGAAGAUCUUCGGGAACAAGGAGAUGCGGAUCCUGAUGCUGGGCCUGGACGCGGCGGGCAAGACCACCAUCCUGUACAAGCUGAAGUUGGGCCAGUCCGUGACCACCAUCCCCACGGUGGGCUUCAACGUGGAGACUGUGACCUAUAAAAACGUGAAGUUCAAUGUGUGGGACGUCGGGGGGCAGGACAAGAUCAGGCCCUUGUGGCGGCACUAUUACACGGGGACUCAGGGGUUGAUUUUCGUGGUGGACUGUGCGGACCGCGACCGCAUCGACGAGGCUCGCCAGGAGCUUCAUCGGAUCAUCAACGACCGCGAAAUGCGCGACGCAAUAAUACUCAUUUUCGCCAACAAGCAGGACCUGCCGGAGGCAAUGAAGCCCCACGAGAUCCAGGAGAAGCUAGGGCUGACCCGAAUCAGGGACCGGAAUUGGUAUGUGCAGCCCGCUUGUGCCACUACUGGGGACGGCCUAUACGAAGGCCUCACAUGGCUCACGAGCAACCACAAGUUAUAGCACCCCAGCACACAUUCGUUUUAGUACAUGACUGCAAUGGAGCGCUAUUUCAUUAGUUUAGAGGAGAUUCUUCAGGAAACGAAUUCGUGUCAAUACACAUUCCAACUGCCUAUGUCCGUAGGAUGGUUGUGAUAUUCACAAGUCCUCGAAGAAUACCUCACAUAUUCUGUAAAUAAAUUCAAUUGUAUUAUGUAUUAACAUUCAUUGUUUUAUAUUGUAAAAUAUUGUUGCUGCAUUUAAAACUUAAAAGUGAGCGUUAAAAACUUCGUGUUCUUUACAUGUAUGCAUACCAACAUAGUUAUUAUUUAUUUAAAUCCAUAGACGAUGAAACUGACAAUUUUAGGUGAUAUCUGUUCAUUUAUUUUAAAUUGAUUUCAAAACUCAAUUAUGUUCAAAUACAUAUAUUUAUUACAUUUUCUAAUUUGAUUUUUUUUGCAACUUAGUAGAUAUUACCAAAAAUACCUUUAUGUAACUCAAGACUGAAUAGAUAUAAGAAAUUUCUCAGCCUUUCAUGUUUCACCUAAAAUUUGUGUUGCGUCAAUUCAUUCAAUUUGUGUGGCUGAUUAUUUAAUAACUUCUUUAAAUGACAAACGUCAGUGCUUGAUACGUCCAAUGAAUAUCUAUGAUGAACAUACAGCAUUGUACACUCACUUUAAUAGAAUUUGAAUUGUAUAUAUUUUUAGGGAUCGAGGAAAUUAGAGCAAAUUGAAUUUUUUUAUGGUGCACAGCUUCCUAGAAGUAACUAGUACUGGAAAAACAAAUUUAAUUUUUAUAAAAGACUCAUUGUUUACUAUCUUUGUUGAAAAAAAAAGGAAUAUUUCUGUUAACAUGUAUUGAAUAAUCGAAAAACCAUAUAUUUUUAGACAAAAUAUUUUGUUACUAAUUGGCUUCUCAAUUUUAUUAGAUAGUGAUAAUUUGGGAACAAUUGUGCAUUAAUUUUGCUUGCUUUUGUAAAAUAUGUAUUGUGAAGCACUUCUUCGAUUUAAAUAAAUAGUCUAAAUUUCAAACCAUUUUCAAAACUUAUUUCAAAAUUUUAGUUUUCAUUUAUGUAACUUUAUUAUUUGUAUCGUGCGUUAUCAGCGGCCAUACUUUGUCAACCUGAUACUGCUUAUGGCCUUUGUAUUAAACAAAUAAACCUUAAUUCACUUGUAAUAAAUCACUUGUAUUCUUAUGAGUACGUCAACGCCUUUUUAUUUGUUUAAGGUGUAUGUACUAACGUUGAUCAAAUAUUUUCAUUAAUAACGAAAAUUUUAUUACGCAUUUAAAUUAUUUUUUUACUGUAAAUUUUCAGUAUGUAUAUCUGUUUUUAUAAGGACAUUUGUUUAUUGGAAUUUUGCUAAUAUUUAUUCCGCCUCAUAAAAACGAUAAUAAAAUAAUACUAGUUAAAUAUUAUAACUCUCGUAUUAUUUUAUUUUUAUUUAACAGUACGGCAACUACAAAAUAAGCAAGGGCCCUGAAGUUGCGACAGUUUUAAUAUAUGGUAGUAGAGGAAAGUGGGACACCAUGGAUAGUAUCUUAUCUUCUGAUAUUUUUCCAACAAUAAUAAAUAUAUUUUGGACAAUAAAAUACUUCUCGCUACUCAUUUCAAUCAUUCUUGAUGAUUUUUAAAGUAAACCCGUGAACUGAUUUUCAAACAAACAAACGUCAAAGUAGAAAGCGACAUCUAACGACAGUUUCUUCAAAAAGACGUUGACAUCAGAGGCCAACUCGAAUUUCGAUAGCACACCAGUUAAUAUUUCAAAAUGUACGUAUUAAAUAUAAGCUACUUACCUUAGAAAGAAAAUCACACGAACUUACUCUACAAAAAAGGCAGUUCUUUGAUCACAGUGGAAGUAUUUCAAAACUCGAGAGACCAACGAACGAGUUGUUUUAAAUUUAACAUGUUUUGACAGGAAUCGUUAAUUAAAAAUUUCGAAUCAUAAUUUAUUUAUAAUUUAAUUAUACAAAUGCGUACAAUAAGUAUAUCGGAUGAUGGUCCUAUUAAAAAAAAUGAGCUGGUGGUUACAGAAGUAUUUUCGUACAUAUCCGAGUUUACAAAAAUCGUCAAUUUUAAUAGUGUGUUGGAUGGUAUGCAACCAAAAAUUCAGAGCUCAACGUAGAUGACAGAACUAACAGUCGUAUAAACUACAAAGUGUUUUUUUUUACUCAUUAUAUAACCCCGUCAAACACGACUCGACAGUAACAGCUCUGCGAAUUGCACUCGAAGUAUGCAUUUGAUUCGUACACGUUAGGUCGGUUUUUAUGACCGCGACACAAUUUUUCACAAAAACUCCUACGUGCAUUUUUUAUAAUAAUGCUCGAACAUUUUUACUUGACAUGAUUGUUUUUAGUCAUUUUAGGUCCAUUUGGUUAUCAACAAAUGUUAAGAACAAUGAGUGUUGAUCAUUUACACUUUCUCUUUAUAGCUGUAGCGGUUUACAGUUUACAUUGUACUUAUCGAAAGACAAAUGAAUCAUAACUGCGCCAGUAAUUGCAGUGUUAUUGACUGUAUGUUCAGAAAAAAUAAAAACAUGAUACUCGCAUUUUUC
Messenger RNA from Zophobas morio, 3900 nucleotides. It is a transcript of the gene Arf51F, whose product is annotated as ADP-ribosylation factor 6. The transcript has 2 exons. The record is from RefSeq and is a predicted model, not a curated record. Bases 845 to 1372 code for a protein of 175 amino acids. Gene Ontology annotation, biological process: vesicle-mediated transport; intracellular protein transport. Gene Ontology annotation, cellular component: cytoplasm. Gene Ontology annotation, molecular function: GTPase activity; GTP binding. Lineage: Eukaryota; Metazoa; Arthropoda; Insecta; Coleoptera; Tenebrionidae.